Molecule: messenger RNA, 2945 nt
Organism: Spirometra erinaceieuropaei
Lineage: Eukaryota; Metazoa; Platyhelminthes; Cestoda; Diphyllobothriidea; Diphyllobothriidae
Source: the annotation of a GenBank genome assembly
AUGAGUGACUUGGACGAUUUUCUGAAGCUGGUUCGGAGAAACUUCAUUGUCUCAGAUGACACCACAACCUGCGAAAUUCUCUGUGAAAGUUUUGAUGCACUUUUUGCUGAGGAUUCGCCGCCGAACAGGUGCGCAAAUACGAAUUCGUUUGCGAAUUUUCAGUCAAAACUAAGAUAUAUCCAGGAAUCAGAAAAUUUUAGACUCUUGAUAUUCUACUGUGGUCCCUGUGUCGAUUGUAAUAUCUCACUGACUGGGGAAUCCAGCGAGAGGUCUAGCACCAGCACCUUAAACACGACGACCGGAGCAAAAGUGCUCUAGCUGUUCGAAAAAGGUUAUCAACUGAAAAAACCGAACAAGAAAUGAGAAGAGCACGGAAUCUAAGAUGAAAGGUUGCUCGAACUCGAGACGCCCCCCUUGUGGUGGCCACGUGGAGUUAAGUCCCCUGCUGACAAUCCGUUCCAGGGGUUAAUAAUACUGGAAGUUGUGUACUCAGGUCGUGCUCAUUCGCUGUUUGGGUACUUUCGGAGCUACCCAUGGAAAUUUCUUAUAUGAUCACAUUGGCGAAGUAGGCUUCAAUCCAUGCCAACCGUGCUACCCCUCUUUUUGUGCGGUCGUCCGGAGUAUUCGUGCUGUUCCCAGUACUUCAGAGUCGAAGACUGUGCCUAGGCACAGACACAAGAGCUCUUGUGUCUAUCCUACGAACACAAAUUUCAAAUUACGCAAAGAGGUUUAGUUGUCUUGUUCCUAGCUUUUUCCAGGACCUCCAGAACAAGGUGCGGUAUGACUGAACUAAAGUCGUAUGCGGUAUUUGGGGGUUCCGCUCGUUUAGGUCAUUGAGACGCCUGUGAACAAAGGAAAGCUGAUUUUAAGUCUCGUCAGCAGCCCAUACUCACUACUUCGGUGGUAUCAAACUUGCACCCGUUAGUUUUUUUUUAAUCAGCGUAGGGUCCGAUUAGCGGAAUGACUUCAUCUGACUGCGUGCAGACUCACUACCAAAUCUAGCUCUGGGUUGUCUAUGAGGGACUGAGGUUUCUGCGCCUUUCUUGCGAGAUCCCAUUAGCCAGUCCCCGCGUAAAGUCAAAAAAGACUAUGGGUAAAACCAUAGUCUCGUGUUUGACCAAAAAUCUGCCUAACACAAAAGAACAGGCGACUGUCAGUCAACCUUUGCAAGUUGUAGAUGUGACUGAGAGAGCGACAGCCUUAUCACAAAUCCUUAAGGAGUACUGCUGUACAUCGAUAAUUCCACUGAUUUAUCGUCUAAGCCGCGUAUGUGGAAGAUCCUGUGAUUUGCAAGACUUGUCGAUAACGAACCAUAACUAAGGCUUCGAUGAGCUUCGGAAAGAUGGUGUGAACAUUCCAUCUGCUGCCUAUCUUUUUGGGAUUCCUAUUGCGAUGAGAUCAGUGUGACAUACACGUCUAUCGAGAGUGGGGAUUAUAAGUUCGUGGCCGUCCGGAAAGUCACAGACGGGUGGCAUUCAUGAUUUUCAUCGACACUAUUGAGAUGGCUUGGACGGUGCAUAGAAGCCUGUUAUCGAGAUCGUUCUGUAGGCAGGAGGUAAUUGCGGUCUACCUCCUAUCAUAUAGGGCAACUGUUGUUUUGAGGCGUCAAAAUAGCUGCAUUAGGGUGGGUUUUGCCCAGAGCCUGUCCACGAUCUUUGUUUGUAGUUAAGCGCGGUGAAUGCUUCGCCUUUUACUGUCUCAGCCGACAAGCAUUCCAGUUGGAAAACCACCCCGGACAUGAAAGUAAACGUUAGAACUCGCUUAUCUAUGUUGGGCAUCAGAGGAAAUCGUUUGACUGUAGAAACGGUUCCCUCGGCAUUCUCUUUUUCGUUCCAGUGAUUUUUUGAGAGUACAUUUACGCAUGCACUGGUUGCGUGUCCUAUGCUUAUGGCCAUGGUCACAGUAUUUUUCUAUUAAAUCCCGGUCAUGUAGCCGUUUGCCGUAUCGUAUUCAACUCCGCACUACAGGAGUGCAGAACUCGUUUCUGACCCUCGUUUACCGUGCACAUUUUCAAGUACUCUCUAGUUGCCCCAUUAUUAUAUAAUCUGUUGGUCCGUAAACUUGCCUGUGUUUUGUCUUUACUCCAAUUAGACCCUUGCCAUUCCGACUUUUCCGAUUUCAGCGGUUCAGAAAACUCCAUGCCUGGCAGACCUAAACGUCGAAAAUCUCCAGAAAUUCCUUUUCCAAGUGUUCAAGGUAUCUGGUUUUAUUUCUUGAAAGGUAGAAUUCAACCGUUGGACCUGGGCAUUAGAACAGAAGCGGCAAAAUCUGGCAAACCAGCAGUCCACCUCCCAGUGCCAAACGCCUACUAAUUUAGACGGUCAGAAUUCUCAUUCUUACCCGUCUUUGUCUUCCGUUAUCAUUCGUUAUUCCGAAGUCACCGUUUUAUUUUCGUUUAGCCGUCUGCUGCGAAUUACCCGCUUCACUUAUUUGCUAUUAUUCAACACGUUUAGACGUCGGACAGUCUGUGCCCGCGUUAUCAGAUGCUUUGCCUCAGCCACCCCCUCUGCCUGUUGCCAAAAACCGGAAAUCAGCGUUGACAAUCGCACUGGAGAAUGCACUUGCCAGUGGAAGCGAGUUUAAUUCCAAUCGUUUUGUUGACUUUGCCAUCUUCGACGGUCGCUCCGUUGGUGUGGAGAUGGACUCAACAGUCAAAGCCAAGCCGCAACGGCAAAACUCCAUCACCAUAUGGUUUUGGCGCGUUACUGGCCUUCCGAAAGUGAGCAUUUCUGUACAGCCGUCCUCCAACUGCACCGUUCGCGGCGUUGUAGGUUUGGCUUUAUGGCAGUACUUCAAUGAGAAUCCAUCAGCGGCCGGCAGCUUUAACGCUGAAUACAGUCACAUUAAGGAUGCGGAGUAAGCCUUUCGUCACAUAACCUGUUCGGGGUACUCUCUUCCCUACUUUUUUGACUCUGAACCAAUUUCUCUUAACAGACAAAUCGUAG